CAUCGAUGCCCGACGCAGCGAUGUUUUUCGCACAUCACUAACAACGAUGUUCGCAAAUGAAACGAACAAGCUGCUGCUUUCCUCGCAGCAGGAAAAGCCAAAUCACUACACCUACCUGAAGGAGUUCCGCGUGGAGCAGUGCCAGUCGUUUUUGCAGCACAAGUGCAACCAGCAUCGCCCCUUCGUCUGUUUCAAUUGGCAUUUUCAAAACCAGCGUCGGCGUCGUCCAGUGCGAAAACGCGAUGGCACAUUCAACUACAGCGCGGAUAACUAUUGCACCAAAUACGACGAAACCACUGGCGUUUGUCCCGAGGGCGACGAAUGCCCCUACUUACACCGCACAGCUGGAGACACCGAAAGGCGAUACCAUCUGCGCUACUACAAGACAUGCAUGUGCGUCCACGACACCGACAGCCGAGGAUACUGCGUCAAGAACGGACUACAUUGCGCCUUUGCCCAUGGCAUGCAGGACCAGCGCCCACCGGUUUAUGACAUCAAAGAGCUGGAGACCCUGCAGAACGCAGAGAGCACACUGGACAGCACUAAUGCUCUGAAUGCCCUGGACAAGGAGCGCAAUUUGAUGAACGAGGAUCCCAAGUGGCAGGACACCAACUACGUGCUGGCCAACUAUAAGACAGAGCCCUGCAAGCGCCCACCGCGCCUAUGCCGCCAAGGAUACGCUUGUCCACAGUACCACAAUAGCAAGGACAAACGUCGCUCGCCCAGGAAAUACAAGUACAGGUCCACUCCUUGCCCCAAUGUCAAGCACGGCGAGGAAUGGGGAGAGCCGGGCAAUUGCGAGGCCGGCGAUAACUGCCAGUACUGCCACACACGCACCGAGCAGCAGUUCCAUCCGGAGAUCUACAAGUCGACCAAGUGCAACGAUGUCCAACAGGCCGGAUACUGUCCGCGCAGCGUCUUCUGCGCCUUUGCCCAUGUGGAACCAUGCUCAAUUGACGAGAAGACGCAGGAUCACACGGUAUCCCUAAGUGAGCUUAUUUCCAAUGCCUAUCCUGAUUUAAAAGCCCAGGAUGCGUUCCAAAGGGGCGAUAAUUUGUUGAACAUUGAUGGUAAUAGCACCAAUAAAAUGUUGGUAGACGCUUUGGAAAACACAACAAAUUUCAGCAAAUUUUUAAGUUUCUCACGACCCCUGGACAGUCGUUCAGCUUGCUCACUGGACGAUCCGCGCGAGAACUCAUUGUCGGCGAGUUUGGCCAAUACUAGCUUAUUAACACGUUCCUCGGCGCCAAUUAACAUUCCUAAUACGACUCUAAGUAACUCAAUUAACGAUUUUAACUCAGGUGGCUUCGCCGUGAACAUUCCCAGCAGCUCGCUCCCCUACAGUCCCACCAACCACGCCAAUCUCUUCAACGUGGACGCCUUCAACUACGGCGGCUCAAACAAACUCAGCAAUUCCCUUUCGGCCACCCAGAACGAUAGCAGUCUCUUCUUUCCGUCGCGCAUUAUAUCGCCUGGCUUUGGUGAUGGCUUGUCGAUUAGUCCUUCGGUACGGAUAUCCGAAUUGAAUACCAUACGCGACGACAUCAACAGCAGCUCGGUGGGAAAUAGUCUGUUCGAGAACACUCUUAAUACGGCCAAGAAUGCGUUCAGUUUGCAAUCUCUGCAGUCGCAAAACAACAGCGACCUAGGCCGCAUCACCAAUGAGCUGCUCACAAAGAAUGCUCAAAUCCACAAGUUGAACGGACGCUACGAGGACAUGGCAUGCAAACUAAAGAUCGCGGAGCUCCAUCGGGACAAGGCCAAGCAGGAGGCGCAGGAGUGGAAGGAGCGCUAUGACUUAGCACAGAUACAACUCAAUUUGCCAGCAGAGCUUAGGGACUUGUCCAUACAAAAAUUGAAGCAACUGCAGUCAAAGCUACGCACCGAUUUGGAGGAGGUCGACAAAGUAUUAUAUUUAGAAAAUGCCAAGAAGUGCAUGAAGUGCGAGGAGAACAAUCGCACGGUAACUCUGGAGCCGUGCAACCACCUGUCUAUCUGCAAUACAUGCGCUGAAUCGGUCACCGAGUGUCCCUACUGUCAGGUGCCAGUAAUAACCACCCACACCUAGAACAUGUUUUAUCAGCAACAGGACCACAAGUGGCCCUUUGGCUGAAAAUCGGAUAGGAAAGAGGAGGAUCAUGGGGAUCAAGACCGCGAACAGCAUGACAAUGUGGUACUCACAAAGCAAACUUUAGUCAUAAGCAAAACGUUGAAACUUUUGAUCAGUUAGGAUUUGACACAUGCCUACUACUUGUGCAUGUGGCAAGGAAUAUAUAAUUUAUAUUUUCAAUCUAUGCAAAAUAUGCAAAUUAUCGUCAUGAAUAUUAGCAAUUACUAGGCACAAACUAUUAAUUGAAUUAGAUAGCAGCUCUAAACAAAUAAGUAUAUCAUUUUAUUUUUGUUUAUUUUUUCUCAAAUCGAAUACAGGAAAAAACAUUUUAAAUUGAUAUUUUUAAUAUGCUUUAUGUAACCAACUCUUUUAAUUUUGUUUAAUAUUCAAUGUUUAGGCAUACAUAUUUUCUAAUUUACUGCACGAAUUUGCAAUGUCUCAUUUAUUUUUUUAAUCACAUAUAUUUGUGUAUCUCUAUAUUUGUAUUUAAAUAUGCUACACUUUCAGUCAUAUUGUACUUUUCACUAGUAUUACAUAAGAAAUUAUGGGAACUAAACCAUUACAAGAUGUAAUUGGUUGAAGGAUAUGAUAAAUAUAUAAUAUAUUAAUUUUUCUAGACACUUUUAGCAAUUGACUAUUAACAAAUUUAUAGAAACCAACAAAUUUAACAAUAUAUUGUCGCAUAGAAGAGCAAAAAACAACCACAAACAAACAAAUACCACCAGUGAUUUUAUAUAAGCCGAUUUUCAAACUGUAUUUUUUAUGUAUGUGUUUCAAAACUUGUGAAAGCAAACUACAACUAAAAAGCCAAAACAAUGGUCAUAUAAUCAAUGCAACUGACGGGUAAUCAAUCUUAGUCAGUACUCAGCUUUUAUUUUCUUUUUCCAAAUGCACAAAAGUAAUUAUAGACGCUGAAACGAAAAGUAACUAAAGUGCGACAACGCUUUUUCUUAUCGAAAGUUAAUUUUCUUUUCUGAAAACCAAGUUGAAUGUAUUAAGACACUUUGCUUUUAUUUAGGUUUUGGUGGGUGCAGCGUGUGUGAACCAAUGCCAAUACCCAGUCACAAAAUUACAAAAACUUACGUAUAUACUCCAUUAGGUUACUUUGUGAUUUGAAUAGUGCUUUAAGUACUUACUUUGCAGUUGACUUCAAUCUUCAUUUAACUUUCAUAGUCUCAACUGGACGCUUCCAAUUUAGUAAAAGCAAAAAAUGAAUCGUCAAUGUCAAAACGUAAUAUUUAAGUCAUAUAAAAUCAAGCAUUUGGCUGAUGGUACAAGAACGAAUAUGAAUAGAUAUAUAUUUAUGGAAAAUUUGAACGCCGAUUCGAUGAGUGUGAUGUAGAAAGCAUAAACAAUAAAAGUAACUCGAUACAGCGAAAUGAACAGAGUUUAAUGAAAAUGUUAACCAGAGUUAAUGAAAACCGUCUUCAAAAACCAUUGUAUUUUUCUGGAAAAAUAAAAUUAUCAAAUGUAAUCAAUUGGACAAUGUUGAAUGAAACUGAAACGUGUUGUUAGCUAGUUGAGUUGAAUUGAUAAAGAUGUAAUCAAAAUGAAAAUGUUCUGGGAAUGAAUUGAAUAUGAAUAUGAAAUGAAAUGAACAUAGGCAUUUAUUGGAAACAAAAGCAACACUAUGAAUAUAUACAAAUGAAAAACUGAAAUAUAUUAUUAAAAAGCUAACUAGGAAAGGCAGCGCAAAGGCUCUUAUCUCUGUGUGUGUUUGUACUGUGUUUUGUAGAAGCCAAAUCAGCAAAGAAAUACAAAUAAUUAAUAAAUAUAACAAUAAACAAAUGUGUGUUAACUUAUAAAUGCUUUAAUAGUUUAUGAUACAAGUGUACACAAAAAAAACUAAAAAUCACGAGAACAAAUAAUGAGAAAAUUGGUUUUAUAAUGGAGCUGUUGAGUCGCAAAUCUAUUGUGUGUAGUACCAAACUAAACUGAAUGCAUACCUCUCUCAGAAUAUCCUUGACUCUCAUCACCGGGCACAGUUUAAAGAUUUGCUAAUUUACUUUAUAAAUCUCCACGAUAUACAAUGAAUGUGUAUCGACCUACGUGUUUUUCAACCCCAUUCAUUCCAAAGCAACCAAUGCAAAGCAAUUUUACAACAUGUCAAGAAAUCCAUUUCACGCCAUCUCAACUGUGAAGAAUCAAACAGAAACCAGAUCGAAAAGUAUAUGUACGUUACAUACAUAUAUAUUUAUAGAUGACACAUGUAUUUUGUAUACGCUACUGUAAGAGUGAUUUUUAUGUGAUUUUGAAACUACUUGAAUAUGUGAUCCAGAAAUAUAUAAAAAACAAAAAAAGAACAAAAAAAUACAAAUAUUUAUAUAUAUAAAUGCAAGCUCGCGACAGCAAACAGCAAUAAAACAAAUCAAAUUGUAAACCAACUUGACUUAAUGUACAACAACAAUGACGACAAAACAAAUAUGUUGUACAGCUCCAGCUCCAUUUAGAAAACAAAAGGCAAGAGAAGAAGGAUUUUGGUAGUUGAAGAGAUAUGGACACACGUAGAAUACUUAACAAAUUGUCAAAUGAACACGUAGACCAGAAAAACAUAAAAAUCGUAAUGACUAA
Drosophila erecta is the source of this 4681-nucleotide messenger RNA. RefSeq names its product RING finger protein unkempt (gene unk). Gene Ontology annotation, molecular function: metal ion binding. Lineage: Eukaryota; Metazoa; Arthropoda; Insecta; Diptera; Drosophilidae. The transcript is spliced from 9 exons. The record is from RefSeq and is a predicted model, not a curated record. The coding region runs from base 47 to 2068 and encodes 673 amino acids.